AGUUGAGGAUUAGAUUUUAUAUAUCCAAGUUGGGUUUUUUUCUCCUUUGCUUCCUUGUUCACAGACAAACCCUAUCUGUCCGUACAAACACCGAAACAGCCCUUUAGUCUCCGACCAAAGAAAUCGAAUCUUUUCAUCUCAUUUCUAUAUCUAUUUCCACGGAAAAGCAUACAAAUACAAUCUUUACAUACGCCGAUAUGAAGUACUUGCAUGCGGCGGAGCAAGGCGGAGAUCCGGCGGACGACUGCGGCGGAAUACUCGCUGGAGACGCGGCUGAUAACAAUGUCAUGAUCGACGGCAUGGACGAUGGCGUCGAUGUCGGGAGAGAGAUCUGGCUGGGAGAACAUGAUCAAGAUCAUCAUCAUCAUGUUCAAGAGGACGAUGAUUUGCUUAUUCAGGACCCUUCCGUCUUCUACGGCGACCUUCCCUCACUGCCGGAAUUUCCAUGCAUGUCGUCUUCUUCAUCUUCUUCGACGUCUCCGUCUCCCGUCAACGCAAUCCUCUCGUCGGCUUCUUCCUCAUCCUCAUCCGCUUCGUGGGCGAUCUUGAAAUCGGGCAGCGAGGAUCUGCAGAACAAGAGUCAUAAUCCGUACGAGGAUUCGUCGGCGGAUGUGUCGGCUGGUGCAGAGAAGAUGGAGAUUCCAGCGCAAAACCAAGGCGUUGUCGAUGUCGAGUGUACCGUCGACAUGAUGGAGACCUUCGAGUGCAUGGAUCUGGUCGACAGUAACGAUUUCUUCGAUACCUCGGCGAUUUUCAACAAUGACGAUGCCACGCCAACACUGUCGCCACUGGGAAACCCUAGCUUGAUCGACCAAGAAGCCCUACAGAACAGAGAAUCCGACGUUCCUUUUCAUCGAUUAGAGGACCAACACACGAUAGAGCAAGACAAGGAGGAUCUGGCGACGGUGUUCUUGAAGUGGCUGAAGAGUAACAAAGAGACUGUGUCGGCUGAUGAUUUGAGGAAAGUUAAGAUCAAGAAGGCGACGAUCGAAUCCGCGGCUCGGAGGCUUGGCGGCGGGAAGAAAGCGAUGAAGCAGCUUUUGAAGCUGAUUCUUGAAUGGGUCCAAACAAACCAUCUACACAAAAGGCACAACAACAUGGAUUACACUGAUCUCCCUGCUCAUGAGACGCAGACGCAAACGCAAACGCAAACGCAAACGCUCUACCACGACCAGUACUACCGUCAAAACCCUUACCCCGACGUUAUACCCCCAACGCCGGAUUCAACUCCGUCUUUCUCUAACCAUCAAUCUCCGUGGAACCCACCUCCAAAUCCGGGUUUCGGAUUCAUGCCCUCGCCGGCGUUUCCCGGCGGAGCCGCUCCACCGAGUUAUCUGCCUCCUCCACCACAGCCGCAACCGGAAAACCGUCAUUUACUUGAAUCUCCGGCGUCGUGGGCCGCUCCCCUGCCGCCGCUACCACCGCACCAGUUCGGGAUGGCGAACGCGCAGUAUUGCCCGUUUCCAUACCUGGGUUUCACGGGAUAUACGGCAAAUACGUACGCGUAUCCGUACAUGCCGGGAAGAAUGGGAGACCAGAGAUUUCCCCGGUUGUGCUCGUCGGCAACGAAGGAGGCGAGGAAGAAGCGGAUGGCGAGGCAGAGAAAGUUCUUGUCUCACCACAACAGACACCGCAACGCUACAAACGCCGACAGCCUUAGUCAACAAAACAUGAACCAGAACCAAAUCGGCGAACAUGCAAUAGCCCGAGAUACAUUCACGGCGGUUCAGGCGGCGGGAGCUGUGGCUCCUCCCGACACCGCUGGGGGCUGGAUGUAUUGGCCGAAUGUCUGGGAGACGGUGGAAUCGCAACUCAUGCAGCCAAGGCAGGGUUGGAAACAGGAAAAGAGUUUGCGGUUUCUAUUGCAGAAAGUGUUGAAGCAGAGCGACGUGGGCAACCUCGGAAGGAUCGUGUUACCCAAAAAAGAAGCAGAGACUCACUUACCGGAGUUAGAGACAAGAGACGGCAUCUCUCUUGCCAUGGAAGACAUAGGAACCUCUCGUGUUUGGAACAUGCGUUACAGAUUUUGGCCUAAUAACAACAGUAGGAUGUAUCUCCUCGAAAACACCGGUGAUUUUGUGAAAGCCAAUGGACUUGGAGAAGGAGAUUUCAUAGUCAUAUAUUCCGAUAUCAAGUGCGGAAAAUACUUGAUACGUGGGGUGAAAGUGAGGCAACGGGCAGCGCCGAAUUCGGAGUCGGCCAAGAGACAGAGCAAGUUGCAGAGAAACGAUAGCAAUACUUCUCCUCCUUCUGCCAAUGCUGUGGCCUCACUAACUUCUCACUCAAAUAUCAAGAUGAAAUAAAUAUAUGAAAUCAGGAAAAAAAUAUAUACAUAUAUGUAUAUAUAUAUAGAGAGAGAGAGAGAGGGAUAUAGAGAGAGGUGAAGAAAAAGAAAAGCGGACGAACGUGGGUUUGCCACUUCUCGUGCAUGCAUGGGAUCUCGCUGCCAAGUGAACGGUCAACUUUCAAAAGCCAUUGUUCGAGGUGUGUAUCCGAUCGUUAUAUACACUACA
This is a messenger RNA of Tarenaya hassleriana, 2513 nucleotides long. RefSeq names its product B3 domain-containing transcription factor ABI3-like. The record is from RefSeq and is a predicted model, not a curated record. The transcript has 6 exons. NCBI's taxonomy places the organism in Eukaryota, Viridiplantae, Streptophyta, Magnoliopsida, Brassicales, Cleomaceae. Gene Ontology annotation, molecular function: DNA-binding transcription factor activity; DNA binding. Bases 198 to 2303 code for a protein of 701 amino acids.